AUGGACACCUCCUCCAAAAACUUACAGUUCCUGGCUGUAGACGAUAGCAACUUCCACGCCCACAUUCUCCUGGUAGGCAAACUGCAGCGGGUCAAGUGCAUGGCUUACCUGAGGUCUAAGGAUGUGAAGCAGCAGUCGUUCCAUGAGUCCUGCAGCACACUCCAGUCAGAUGACUCAAAGCAGUCCCUGAGGUCAUCCUCUUCCUCAGGAGACCAUUUCCUGAAGGAGCGUGUGGUGGUCCCCCUGGUAGACACGGUGUUUCUGAUUAAGAAGUCUCUGCAGAAGGGCAUUUUGCAGCUGCAAGACAAAGCAAAUAAUGCACACAGGGCAACAAAGCGCAUAGAAAUUCUCCACGGCUUACUUCAUGAAAAGUAUAAAGUGUCAGAAGCCUUCAUCAGGAUAUUAACGCGAAGAAUCAUCAGCCUCCUCUCAGUGCAAGAGAAAAAGGAAAAUUGGGUCAUUGCCCAAGCUUUGUCGGGGCACUUUGUUGCUGAGGGAGGGUCCUUCAGACACAUGCUCUGGGUUCACCUGGAAGACACUGUGGCAUCUGCCUUGGCCCAGAUCCUGGCCGUCAUUGACGGUGACAACAACCUUGACAACCUCAUCAGUGACCAGUCCCCUGAGAUGAACAACCUUGACAACCUCAUCAGUGAUCAGGCACCUGAGAUGGCACAGCUGUGGCUCAGGAUAUUUCAAGGAGAUCAGUGGGACCUGCUGAACAUCCCAGUCAUUCAGUCAGUCUUUAAAUGGCUUGGAUAUACUGUAACUCUACAAAUGUGCCUUAUUUAG
Clupea harengus (Atlantic herring) is the source of this 789-nucleotide messenger RNA. RefSeq names its product E3 ubiquitin-protein ligase rnf213-alpha-like. Lineage: Eukaryota; Metazoa; Chordata; Actinopteri; Clupeiformes; Clupeidae. The record is from RefSeq and is a predicted model, not a curated record. Bases 1 to 789 code for a protein of 262 amino acids. The transcript has 6 exons.